Molecule: messenger RNA, 3745 nt
Organism: Hylaeus volcanicus
Lineage: Eukaryota; Metazoa; Arthropoda; Insecta; Hymenoptera; Colletidae
Product: calmodulin
Exons: 4
Coding region: 255-704 (149 amino acids)
Molecular function (GO): calcium ion binding; enzyme regulator activity
Source: RefSeq, a predicted model, not a curated record
GAUACCUGACCGAGACAAGCGGCAGAAAGGCUCGUACACCGAGAGAGAACGGUGGACUCCAUUGCUGUCCCGAGUGUGUUUCUCGUCGGCCGUGUCCGUAUUGCGUGUCUGUCCGCGCUUUCGUGCACACGAGUUUUUCUAUCCCUCCACGUUCGCCCCCGGGCAAAACUGUGAAACCACCGGUAAACCUUUGUGUCUAGUGUCCAAGCGAUAUCCGAAAUCGUCAAGCGUACCGAGACGUAAAACGGGCCAAAAUGGCUGAUCAACUCACAGAAGAACAAAUUGCAGAAUUUAAGGAAGCAUUCUCGCUAUUCGACAAAGAUGGAGAUGGUACCAUUACAACCAAAGAGUUGGGUACAGUUAUGCGAUCGCUAGGUCAAAAUCCUACAGAAGCAGAACUUCAGGAUAUGAUCAAUGAAGUGGACGCAGAUGGUAAUGGCACAAUCGAUUUUCCGGAGUUCUUAACCAUGAUGGCUCGCAAAAUGAAGGACACUGACAGCGAGGAGGAAAUUAGGGAGGCCUUCAGAGUAUUUGAUAAGGAUGGAAAUGGUUUCAUAUCUGCAGCGGAACUUAGACAUGUUAUGACAAAUCUCGGCGAGAAACUUACCGACGAGGAAGUAGAUGAAAUGAUUCGGGAGGCUGACAUUGAUGGCGAUGGUCAAGUUAAUUAUGAAGAAUUCGUCACAAUGAUGACAUCAAAGUGAAUGCAACCUGUGUAAUGGAAAAACUUGCAACUCGGAGUGGUGUUGACGUAUUAAAAUAAAUCAAGAAACAAAGAAAAAAUAAUGUUAACAGAAAGCGAAUCGACCAGAAAGUGAAAAAAAAUCUUAUAUCUGGGCGCAAUGAUGUCUAUAAAACGCGAAAAGUCAACGUCCAACACGCGUUAAUCAUCAUUAACGAUAAGUAAUACAGGGCAAUUGUUUAAUUAAAGAGUUAUACCACUAAAAUCAUUAUCUUUAAAUACACAAAAUACUUAACCACACACAACAUGAAACAUAAAAGGUACAUAUUACACGCGCACAUACACGGAUACAACAAAUAUACAGCACACAUACAAAACAGACACGUACGAACACAAAAGAUGAUUUAUUUCCGUAUAAAAGAGUAUAAUUAAAAUCGUUAGAGAGAGAUAUAUAUAUAUGUAUAAAAAAAAAACAGACGCGCGCAUGUUUGUUGAUGAUAAAAAGUAAAUAGUAUGUUCUCUUACUUUCAUCUCUUUUUGGCCUUUUCCUGUUUCUUCUAUGCACGCGUGAGCGAAAAUUCUUUCCUACAAGUUUGCUUUAUCGAUUCUGCUACUUUCCAACGUACUAAGACAAACUCGAUCGAUAGGCGGGGAGAGAGGAAAAGCGUUAAAAGAAAGGAAAGAUCUACGAGCUAUUAUAACGUAUCGUGUAAGUUCGUUUAUUGAUCGAGAUAGAUUGAGAUUUGUUUUAUUUGUUUCUCGAUCGACGAAACGCACUUACGACGAAUGUCAUCGAUACAGCAUACGUCGUAGCAAAAUUUUAUCGGUAACGUAUAUAUAUAUAUAUAUAUAUUUAGCGUAUACUUGUUUUAUUACAUUAAAGAAAAUUCGGAUUAGAGAUCGUUUUCCAGAGUUCGAAAAAAAAACAACGGCUUCGACCUUUGGCUUCUCGAUGAUUCCGUAUACACUGGAUUUCUUGUUGCGCCAUAGCGGAUAACUUUAAUUCCUCUAAUAAACCAAGAAAAAUUUAUCAAUAAAAAAAGUGUACGAGGAUGAGAAAAAGAAAAGAAAGUGAAGAAACCUUGAGAUGCUCGGGAAUACAUGUAGUGCUAUCUCGGACCCUACGUUUACGUAGAGCCUGAAGAAUCUACGAAUCGAGUCGUAUCGAAGUCUCGACAUUCCUAGUGAAGAACUUUCUCUAUGCUUUUUCAAACUUCGUUAUGCCUUCAAUCUAUAUAUACAUGACACGCAUUAUACACAAAAGAAACACAUAAAACACAUUUCACCAAGUGCGUUCUGUAUCCAAUUUCAUUCUAAUCUCCCGUUUGUAUCUUGUCUCCACUGAGAAAGCCUUAAAAACAAAGAGAGAAAAAAAAGAACUCGCGCGCGCGUUACACAACGUCGACACCACUUUUGUUGAAAUAUAAAAAGAAACAACGGAGAAUUAGGGAUGAGGGAUUAAAAGGAGUCAAGUCACAGUGAUCGGUGCAUUAUAUUUUCCUUCGCCCAGGGGUGCGUGCCAGUCUCGUAAGCGGAGCAACUAGAACCGGAGAAACUGGUGUGAUUUGUGCGAUUCGUACGAUAAUGUUACUUAAGAACUAAGAGUAAAGAACAGACACCGAACAGUGGGAACACAUGCGUGUGCCGUCGGUGGUUCAGUCAUAAUAUAUAUGUAAUAUAUAUUAUAUAUACAUAUGUAUAAUAUAUAUGUGUGUAUGUAUAUAUAUGUGUAAAAUCUAUUAUACGUAUAUAUAUAUACGCGUAUAUGUAUAUAUAUAUAUAAAACUAAUUUACGACAAAAAAAAAAGGAAGAAAAGAAGAAAGAAACAAUUCCUCCACAGUCCUUUAUUAUUUAAUAUUGAAGUGAACAAAAUGAGAAGUACUUGUAUUUCUGGUGACCUAGAUCGCAUUGAUCAUAAAAAGACAAAAUAAAUGUAUCUUCAUUUGUAGGUCACAACUACUCAAUUCGUUUCCUUCAUUAACCAAUGGACCUCUCGUUUCAGCCGUUUUUAUCUCAUCGUCAUUUUUCGAUGGCAUCUAGAAAUAGUUUGCCGACAGAUGUAUAUGUAUAAUUCACUGUCAACAAGAUUCGCGUUAACAUAUCCUUCGAAGUUUCACUAAUUCAGAAACCUUUCAUAAAGAUUGAGGUGUACGAAUUCACGAAAAGAGCUCUUUAAAUAUUUUACUUCACUUGCGAUCGUUCUGAUAGCUGUUAUCGUUAUUGUGAACAAAAAAAAAGUUAAAAAAUUAGCGAUUCCGCGGCGAAAAUGUUCUCACUUUGUAAAAAAAGUAAAGAAGAAUCGCGACGAAGUCCUUUUGUAAAUGGUGAUAUAGAGUUUAUUCGAAAAACAUCCCUAUUUAAAUGCUUAACAGUUAUUGCUCGUUUCAUCGAUCAUUGACAGUUAGUGUCUAAGUCUAAGUUAUAAAGAAUAUAUUCCAGUAUUUAAUAUUAAUUUUAUAUUCGUGUCGCCAAUUAUACAUACUCUAAACUAAUUUUUCCGUAUUUAAGAAGAAGAAGAAGAAGAAAAAAUGAUUUACGAGAGUUCCCUGCAUGCGAGCGUCGAGAACCGAUACUAAGUUUAAAAAAAAAAAAAAAAAGAUCAGCAUUGUGUCUUGAGAGCAACCGUAGCUGGAGAUCAGUGGUAAAAAAGAAUCGCGUUCUGGCUUUUCCAAAAAUCGUUUCUCGAGACGUUCGUUCUUCACAAAUAAAUAGUUAAAAUUCUAUUCGAGUCACUCUUGUUCUCAAUCCUUCCUUCGAAAAUAUAUGAAAUAUAUUCAGUGCGAUAUUUAUGAAGCUCCGUCGUGACGCGAAUAAGAAAUUAUUUAUUUUCUAUGUUUACCCUUGAUUCUAAUAAAUGUAACUAUCCAUUCGGCUAAAAGAAAUUCUCGCUACACGUUUAUUUCUCCUGUAUCUGAAAUAUGUACGUUCAUUAUUUCUAUUGUAUGUGAGAUUCUUCUCUACUAUAUCAAAGGCAUACUUCACUUAUCGUGCGUGACGAAGCGACACAGUUUGUAUAAAAUGUUGAUAUUAAGUUAAUAAAUUGUUCCCACAUAUUAAACGAC